Manacus vitellinus (golden-collared manakin) is the source of this 754-nucleotide messenger RNA. It is a transcript of the gene ASPDH, whose product is annotated as aspartate dehydrogenase domain containing. Bases 1 to 612 code for a protein of 203 amino acids. Lineage: Eukaryota; Metazoa; Chordata; Aves; Passeriformes; Pipridae. The record is from RefSeq and is a predicted model, not a curated record. The transcript is spliced from 5 exons. Gene Ontology annotation, molecular function: L-aspartate dehydrogenase [NAD(P)+] activity. Gene Ontology annotation, biological process: NAD+ biosynthetic process.
AUGUCUCCCCAGGAGAAGCCGGACCUGGGCGAGGUGAACUUCUCUCUGUGUUACCUGCCCACGGCCGGGCGGCUCACGCGGCGGCUCCGGGAGGCGGCAACACAGGGGGGCCACACCCUGUAUGUCCCCAGGGGGGCCCUGUGGGGGUGCGGGGACAUUGCCAGGAUGGACCAGGAGGGGACAUUGGCUGCCCUGAAGGUGACAAUGACCAAGUCCCCGCAGAGUUUCCGGGCGCAGGGGUGGCUCCGGGAGCGGGUGGCAGCUGCGGUGGCCUCAGGGACGAGGACGGUCCUGUACGAGGGUCCCCUGCGGCCCCUCUGUCCCCUCGCCCCCAACAAUGUCAACACGAUGGCAGCAGCGGCCGUGGCGGCGCCAGGGCUGGGCUUCGACGGCGUCACCGCCUGCCUGGUGGCCGACCCCAGUGUCCCCGACUGGCACGUGGUGGAGGUGGAGGUGACAUCGGUUGGAGACAAGGGGCGGUGCCUGAGCGUCACCAGCAUCCGCCGGAACCCGGCAGGACCCGGUGCUGUCACCGGCAGUGCCACCCUGGGCUCCUUCUGGAGCUCCCUGCAGGCCUGCACCGGACACAGUGGGUGUGUCCGUCUCUGCUGAGCCCUCAGGACCGUGACGAGCCGGGACCCCCUAAGGACCCCCCAAAAACCCCCAGACGACCCUUUGGGACCCUUUGGGGACAACUGGGGAUCUUUUGGCGACAUUAAAACCUCCCCCACACCCCACAAUGACGCCACCCUUC